Angiostrongylus costaricensis is the source of this 276-nucleotide messenger RNA. Lineage: Eukaryota; Metazoa; Nematoda; Chromadorea; Rhabditida; Metastrongylidae. The record is from the annotation of a GenBank genome assembly.
AUGAAACGAUUUGAUCGCGACACUUAUAUUCAAAUCGUCACGAGCAAUAUAAAAGAACGGUGUUCUGUGCACGAGGUUGGUCAUACCCUUGGACUUCACCACACAAUGAAACGAUUUGAUCGCGAUAGUUAUAUUCAACUCGUUAUGCGCAAUAUAAACCCGAUUUUACUCGACUACUUCGCCAAAGUGAUUCCGACGUACGUCGAGGUGAAUGGACUAACAUACGACUACGGCAGUGUUAUGCAUUAUGACGAGCAUUGUGUGCUCGACGAGUAG